Messenger RNA from Scomber japonicus (chub mackerel), 3678 nucleotides. Its product is annotated as NACHT, LRR and PYD domains-containing protein 3-like. The record is from RefSeq and is a predicted model, not a curated record. The coding region runs from base 1 to 3678 and encodes 1225 amino acids. The transcript is spliced from 10 exons. Lineage: Eukaryota; Metazoa; Chordata; Actinopteri; Scombriformes; Scombridae. Gene Ontology annotation, molecular function: protein binding.
AUGGCUUGUGUCCCGGAGCUUCUAUUGGCCACUUUGGAGGAACUGGUUGAUAAAGACCUGAGGACUCUCCAGUGGUUUCUUUACAAUAAUGUUCUCGAAGGAUUACCUCAUAUUCCAAAGUCUCGGGUUGAGGGCAGUGAUAGGCCAGGCACAGUGGAUCUUUUGGUGCAGACAUAUGGCUACGACGGUGCUAUUACUGUCACAGUGGACAUAUUGACCAGGAUGAAACUCAAACUAUGGGCUGAAACACUAAUAAGCAACUAUGAUGAAGGUAACACAUUUAAAAAGUCAGAAAUUGAUCGCCGUGCAAUCCGAGAAAGAUUGAAAUCCACUCUGAGGGAAAAGCACCAAAACUUUUAUGAAGGGAAUGCAGAUGAAGGGGACAUCAUCUAUCUGAAAAAAAUCUACACUAGGCUGCAUUUGAUUGAAGGAGCAUGGGGAAGCUUCAGUGAGGAACAUGAGGUCAGACAACAAAGGUCUGGGCAUGUAACAACAAAGGAAACCUCCAUUGAAGCAAGUGACAUUUUCAAACCACGCCCUAACCAAGAGAAGCACAUUAGAACUGUGCUUACCCAGGGUAUACCUGGAAUGGGUAAAACUGUCUGUGCACAGAAGUAUACGCUGAGUUGGGCAGAAGGGGAAGAAAAUCAGGACAUUACGUUCCUCUUUCCAUUUCCUUUCCGUGAACUGAAUCCCAACAUAGGCGAGAAGGACUGCAGUUUGAUACAGCUGCUCCAUCAAUUCUUCCCUGAGAUGAAACCUCUUGAGACACUGGGAACAGAAUGCAAAGUCCUGUUCAUCUUUGAUGGCCUAGAUGAGACUCUCCUCCCCUUGAAUUUCAAGCACAACAAGGUUGUGAGAGAUGAGACAGAGCCAGCUUCACUUGAUGUGCUGAUCACAAACCUAAUAACAGGGGAUCUGCUGGGCAACGCUCUCAUUUGGAUCACUUCUCGACCUGCUGCAGCCAGCCGUAUCCCACGAAAGUACAUCCAUCAGUGGACGGAGGUGAGGGGGUUUGUUAAUGAACAAAGGGAGGAAUAUUUCAAGAGGCGCUUGUGUGAUGAUAACCUUGCCACUAAGAUCAUCAAUCAUGUCAAAUCAUCAAGAAGCCUCUACAUCAUGUGUCAAAUACCAGUUUUCUGCUGGAUCACAGUCAGAGUGAUGAAGAAAAUGUUGCGUGACAACAUGACAGGAGCCAUGCCCAACACCUUGACUGAGAUGUAUGCACAUCUCCUUCUUUGCCAGAUGGACAGGAUGAUAGAAGGGCACUAUCCGAUGAAAAGCAGCAAUGUUGUUUUGAAGCUAGCAGAGCUGGCGUUCCGUCAGCUAGAGAAAGGCAACCUGAUCUUCUACGAGGCUGACUUGAAAGAGUGUGGUAUGGAUGUGAAGGAGGCUACCAUCUACUCAGGCGUUUGCACAGAGGUCUUCAUCAUGGAGGGGAGAAGAAGAAGGGAAGUUUUCAGCUUUGUACAUUUGACCAUACAGGAGUUUCUGGCAGCGGUACACGUCCACCACUCCUACACACAAAAGAAGGAAAAUGUUCUUCUUGGAUACCUGAAAAGGGUGUCUACAAGAUUGCUCCCCAAAUCUAUGUUCAGUUUUCACAAGACUGCCAUUGAAAAAGCCUUGGAGAAUCGGGAUGGCCGCUGGGACCUCUUUCUUCGCUUUCUUCUGGGACUGUCGCUGAAGUCCAAUCAGGAUCUCCUUGCUAGACUACUGCACUUGGAAACAGAUGGAGAAGAGAGGAGGGAUGAAGAUGUGUUAAAAACCAUCAAUUUUAUCAAAGAGAAGAUCAAAGAGGAACCAGAGGCUAAGCUCAAUCUGUUCCACUGCCUGAGUGAGCUCAAAGAGGAAUCUUUGGUGCAGGAGAUCGAGAAACUUGUGAGUUCUGGAAGGCUUGUUGCCAAAAAUCUGUCACCAGUCCAGUGGUCUGCACUCACAUUUGAACUGAUGACAUCUGAGGCAACAAACGAGUUUGACUUGAAGAAGUAUAUAAGAUCAGAUCAAGGGGUAGUGAAACUGCUGACCGUCAUCACUUCUGCUACACGUGCUCUGCUAAAUCGCUGCAACCUCACUGACAACUGCUGCAAAGACUUGGCCUCUGCACUGAGCUCGACCUCUUGUCACCUGACAGAGCUGGACGUGAGUGACAACAACCUGAGGGACUCAGGGGUGAAGCUGCUUUCUGUUGGAUUAGGGAGCCCUUAUUGCAAACUGAAGAGUUUAAGAUUACAGAAGUGUAAACUGGAAGGAGACUGCUGUGAAGCACUGGCUGGUGCUCUCAGCUCGGAGUCUACCCAACUCAAAGAACUGGACCUGAGUGCUAAUGACUUCCAGGAAGCAGGAGUAAAGGAUCUCUGUGUUGGACUACACAGCCAAUCCUGCAAACUGGAAACACUUAGGUUGAAUCAGUGCAAGCUGAAAGAGACUUGUUGUGCAGAUUUGGCUUCAGUUUUAUGCUCAGGCUCAUCUCACAUAAAACAUCUUGACCUGAGUAACAACAACCUGAAGGAUUCUGGUGUAUUUGUGCUUGCUGCUGGACUGAAGAGUUCACACUGUGGACUGGAAACACUCAGGCUCUGCCGGUGUGGCCUAACACAUACAUGUUGUGAACAGAUUGGUGCAGCUCUUAGCUCUGACUCAACUCACCUUAGAGAGCUGGACCUGAGUGGAAACAACCUGCAAGGACCAGGCAUACAUCUUCUCUCUGCUCAAUUGAGUAGUCCACACUGUGAACUUAAGACAUUAAGGUUAAAUGAAUGCAGUCUCCAGAAAUGCAGUGCUGAUUUGGCCGCAGUUCUCAGCUCAGACACCUCUCAGUUGAAAGAGCUUGAGCUGAGUGGAAAUGACCUGCAGGAUUCAGAGGUGAAGGAGCUCUCUGCUGGAUUGGCAAGUCUGGACUGUAAACUGGAGACUUUAAGGUUGUCGUUCUGCGGAGUGACAAAGGAAGGCUGCACUUAUUUGGCUUCAGCGUUGAACUCCAACCCUUCCCACCUGAGGGUGCUGGACCUCAGCUACAACUACCUGCAGGAUUCUGGAGUGAAGGUGAUCUCUGCUCAUCAGGACAAUCCACUCUGUAAACUGGAAAAGUUCAGUGUGGACCAUAAUGCAGAGUGCUACUUGAAAUCGACUCUGAAGAACUAUGCGUGUAUGCUGACAUUGGACACAAACACAGCUACCAGGUCCCUCUUCCUGUACGAUGGUGGAAAGCAGGUGACGUGGGUCAGGCAGCCACAGCAGUACCCAGACCAUCCCGAGAGGUUCGAGAGUGUGUCUCAGGUGCUGUGUCACCAAGGCCUUAACCAGCGGCACUACUGGGAGGUGGAGUGGCGAGGACGAUGGGUUGAUAUUGCUGUGGCGAUGAGAGGGAUCCGUCGGAGGGCAAGCUCUCAUUUGUGUGGGUUUGGUUACACAGACCAGUCCUGGAGUCUGUACUGCUCUGAGGACCACUACAUCGCUCAGCAUGACCACCAGUGUGUGGAGAUACCAGCGCAUCUGUCUCACUCUCGUAGGGUUGGAGUGUAUCUGGACUGGCCUGGUGGCACCCUGUCCUUCUACCGCAUCUCUUCUGGGACCCUCAGCCACCUUUACACGUUCAACAGCACCUUCACUGAGCCCCUAUUCGCUGGAUUUGGGAUGGAAGAGGAUGACUGCUCUGUAACUAUUUGCAAUGAUUGA